AUGGAAAAAGGUACAGAAACUACGACAGCAGUGACAGAAACAAAAAGCAUACUAAUUACAAACUCUCAGAACAACAUAAGCAGCUCUGCAAGAAGAGAACGAGAAAACAAAACUGUCCUCUCUGAAAUAAGGUCGAAUACUAUUACAAAUCAGCAGAAAAUAGACAAAUACAAGUUAAUGCGAGAUGCAUCCCCGGCCUCAGACACCACCCAGGCCAGCCUCUCCUUCACGCUGGCUGACAGUGCGGGGACGCUGCCAGGGCGGCCCACCUCCAGAGCCCUCACGCAGGGGCAGGCCACGGCCGAAGCAAGGACCACCUCAUCUUCCACAGGGAGCCCCUCUCCUGACGCGGCCUCCGCCUCCGCGCCUACCCGUGCCACGACUGCUCCCGCCGAAGGCCAGAGUCCCGCCACGAACCAGGGCAGCAGCAUGACCACUGAGCCCAACGCCAACACCUCCCUUUCCGUCCCUGCCACGUCUUUGGUGACCCCAUCCACCACAAGGACGGCAGGCGGAGAAGGGCAAACGGAGACGGCGGCCACCACGCCAACUCGGGAAGGGAGCUCACUCGGGCUCUCGGCCAAUACCGAGGCGACCAGCACCGCCGUCCCGACCACGAGGCCCGACGCCAUUGCCACCGGCGACGGCGGGCGGAGAAGGGCAAACGGAGACGGCGGCCACCACGCCAACUCGGGAAGGGAGCUCACUCGGGCUCUCGGCCAAUACCGAGGCGACCAGCACCGCCGUCCCGACCACGAGGCCCGACGCCAUUGCCACCGGCGUGGCCACAGCCAGUGGCAGUGCUGCCGCCUCCGUGUCUCUCACGCCCACCUCGGCAGCCGUCAGCCACUUCUCCUCCGCCUCUCCUGCGGGCUCCUCACCUGCCACUCCCAGCCCACACAGAAGCACCACCAGCGGCACCACUCAGGCGCGCUCGCCCGCCACCUCCCACCCAUCCACGACACUCGCGUCCUCCGCUCCUUCCUCCACUCAUGGCGCUACCAGCCUUGGCUCGCGCGCUGUGAGCGCAGAGGCCACGAAGCACAGCCCAGCUCCCAGCACGCCCAGUCCCCCGCCACCGGCUUCCGCCUCCGGCACAUCCCCGGCCUCAGACACCACCCAGGCCAGCCUUUCCUCCACGCUGGCUCACAGCGCGGGGACGCUGACAGUGCGGAGACGCUGCCAGGGCGGCCCACCUCCAGAGCCCUCACGCAGGGGCAGGCCACGGCCGAAGCAAGGACCACCUCAUCUUCCACAGGGAGCCCCUCUCCUGACGCGGCCUCCGCCUCCGCGCCUACCCGUGCCACGACUGCUCCCGCCGAAGGCCAGAGUCCCGCCACGAACCAGGGCAGCAGCAUGACCACUGAGCCCAACGCCAACACCUCCCUUUCCGUCCCUGCCACGUCUUUGGUGACCCCAUCCACCACAAGGACGGCAGGCGGAGAAGGGCAAACGGAGACGGCGGCCACCACGCCAACUCGGGAAGGGAGCUCACUCGGGCUCUCGGCCAAUACCGAGGCGACCAGCACCGCCGUCCCGACCACGAGGCCCGACGCCAUUGCCACCGGCGUGGCCACAGCCAGUGGCAGUGCUGCCGCCUCCGUGUCUCUCACGCCCACCUCGGCAGCCGUCAGCCACUUCUCCUCCGCCUCUCCUGCGGGCUCCUCACCUGCCACUCCCAGCCCACACAGAAGCACCACCAGCGGCACCACUCAGGCGCGCUCGCCCGCCACCUCCCACCCAUCCACGACACUCGCGUCCUCCGCUCCUUCCUCCACUCAUGGCGCUACCAGCCUUGGCUCGCGCGCUGUGAGCGCAGAGGCCACGAAGCACAGCCCAGCUCCCAGCACGCCCAGUCCCCCGCCACCGGCUUCCGCCUCCGGCACAUCCCCGGCCUCAGACACCACCCAGGCCAGCCUUUCCUCCACGCUGGCUGACAGUGCGGGGACGCUGGCAGGGCGGCCCACCUCCAGAGCCCUCACGCAGGGGCAGGCCACGGCCGAAGCAAGGACCACCUCAUCUUCCACAGGGAGCCCCUCUCCUGACGCGGCCUCCGCCUCCGCGCCUACCCGUGCCACGACUGCUCCCGCCGAAGGCCAGAGUCCCGCCACGAACCAGGGCAGCAGCAUGACCACUGAGCCCAACGCCAACACCUCCCUUUCCGUCCCUGCCACGUCUUUGGUGACCCCAUCCACCACAAGGACGGCAGGCGGAGAAGGGCAAACGGAGACGGCGGCCACCACGCCAACUCGGGAAGGGAGCUCACUCGGGCUCUCGGCCAAUACCGAGGCGACCAGCACCGCCGUCCCGACCACGAGGCCCGACGCCAUUGCCACCGGCGUGGCCACAGCCAGUGGCAGUGCUGCCGCCUCCGUGUCUCUCACGCCCACCUCGGCAGCCGUCAGCCACUUCUCCUCCGCCUCUCCUGCGGUUCCUAUCACUUUCUUCAUACAGCUGGAGAAGGUGACCAGUACAAUGAUACAGUUCAGCUGGAAACCUCAAGGUGGCACAAGAGACAGUCCUUACAGAGUGCACCUGUGGGGAGGCUCUAGAGAGAUUGAGAACAAAAGCCUAAAUGAAACAACUGCUGAAGUCUUCAACGGAACCACAAGGAUUACCAAUGAAGUUUUCAUACCUGAAUAUCAGAACAAAUCAAGUGCAGCAUUUAAGGACUUUGAAACUAAGUUCAUUAAGGAGGUAAAAAAACAUCUGCCCCAGAAGAUCCUAGAAUUAAUAAAGGAGAAAAAAAUGCGUAUUGUGAUUAAUAGCAUCAAGAAUGGCAGUGUGAUUGUGCUCUUUGACAUUGUGUUGGAUGUAGGAGAAAAUAUAACAAAAACAGAGAUUUCAGAUGCUUUUACAGAGGCCCUUAACAUGAGUACAGUAUUGAAAGCUGAUCUUAAAAAGACUCUUAUAGAAGAUUACCAAGCAUUUGCCUGCAGAGUUUUGUUAAAAAGCCAGACAUUCAACCAUAUGCUUUAUAACUCUGAUAGUGAAGGAUACAAAACAAUGUCUAAAAGUAUCAAAACAGAAGUUGUCAGAGAAAUGCGCAUUAAACUGAAAGAUGACCACUUCGAUAUCAUUAUGCUUGGAUUCAGACCUGGGAGUGUGAUUGCUUAUUUUAUUUCUCUACUGCAAAAACAAGAGCCCAUUGAUGUGAACGUUAUGCAGGCACACUUAAGUCAAAUAUUAAAGAGCAAGUUUGGUGACCAAACUGAAGUAACUGUACAAUGCCUUUCAUUGCCUUUAUCGGGCAAUCAGGCAGCUUUCCAGUUUUGGCCUAUCAGUUUAGAGACUGUGGUUUCAGUGGACUGUCUCGUGGAGCAAGACAUGGCUCUCUCUGCUCAGUCAUCAACUGGAAAAAGUUCCACCUGGAAAGUGGCAGUGAUUGUCCUUGGAGUUUUACUUGGAGUUGCAUUAGUGCUGAUUCUUCUGUAUGGCUCCUGGAGGAACCUUGCCAAGGACCCUGGUUAA
Molecule: messenger RNA, 3471 nt
Organism: Charadrius vociferus (killdeer)
Lineage: Eukaryota; Metazoa; Chordata; Aves; Charadriiformes; Charadriidae
Product: mucin-19-like
Exons: 10
Coding region: 1-3471 (1156 amino acids)
Source: RefSeq, a predicted model, not a curated record